Molecule: messenger RNA, 543 nt
Organism: Hemicordylus capensis (graceful crag lizard)
Lineage: Eukaryota; Metazoa; Chordata; Lepidosauria; Squamata; Cordylidae
Gene: NDUFB11
Product: NADH:ubiquinone oxidoreductase subunit B11
Exons: 3
Coding region: 35-493 (152 amino acids)
Source: RefSeq, a predicted model, not a curated record
CCGACUUCCGCUUCCGGUAGCGGUGGUGACAAUUAUGGCGGCUUUGAGGAGGCUCGCUGGCUUGCAGAGGUUGCUGGGGUUACGCAGACUCUCAGCCCGCCCAGCCUCCUCCGGGGGAGCGGGGAGCUCCUCGGCCAGCAUCCAGGUGCCUUCGAGCUCGAGUCCAGCGCGGGUGACCCCUGCCCACGAAGACGCAGAGGAGGAGGACGAGGACGUGAACAUCUUCAUCAAGAAUCCAGAUUUCCAUGGCUUUGACAAAGAUCCUGUGGCCGACUUGUGGAAUAUGCGGCUAGUCUUCUUUUGCGGCAUCUCGCUUGCUAUUGUGGUGGGCAGCACCUUUGUGCACUAUCUUCCUGACCAUGGGAUGCGUCAGUGGGCUUGUCGGGAAGCCGAACGCAGAGUGAAGGAGCUGGAGGCCCUGGGGCUGCCCCUCAUUGACUCCAAUUAUUAUGACCCCAGCAAGAUUGUGCUGCCCCCAGAGGAUGAGGAAUGAGCACUCCGGUGUCUGUCUGUCCGCUGAGAAUAAACCGAGAUCAUCCGUCA